This is a messenger RNA of Cololabis saira (Pacific saury), 2752 nucleotides long. RefSeq names its product F-box protein 28 (gene fbxo28). Lineage: Eukaryota; Metazoa; Chordata; Actinopteri; Beloniformes; Belonidae. Gene Ontology annotation, biological process: protein polyubiquitination. Gene Ontology annotation, molecular function: protein binding. The transcript is spliced from 5 exons. Bases 9 to 1172 code for a protein of 387 amino acids. The record is from RefSeq and is a predicted model, not a curated record.
UGAAGAAGAUGGCGGCCGUGGUGGACAGAGUGGACAGGGUGGACGGGUGUGUGGGAUCGCUGGACUCGGACGCGGUGUCGCUGCGACAGUCGCCGCCCCCGCCGGACCAGCCGCACCAGAACAACCCGCUGCUGGGCCUGCCCAUCGUGGCCAUCGAGACCAUCCUCAACUUCCUGUCCUACGACGAGAUCAGCCUGCUGCGGGCGGUGUGCAAGCGCAUGGACAUGAUCUGCCAGCGAGUCCUGAACCAGGGCUUCCUGAAGGUGGAGCGGUACCACAGCCUGUGCCAGCGGCAGGUCAAAGCCCAGCUCCCCCGACGGGAGUCGGAGAGGAGAAACCACUCGCUGGCCCGUCACGCAGACAUCCUGGCAGCCGUGGAGACGCGCCUGUCGCUGCUCAACAUGACCUUCAUGAAAUACGUGGACUCCAACCUGUGCUGCUUCAUCCCUGGAAAGGUGAUCGAUGAGAUUUAUCGCGUGCUCCGCUACGUGAACUCCACCCGAGCCCCCCAGCGAGCUCACGAGGUCCUGCAGGAGCUGAGGGACAUCUCCUCCAUGGCCAUGGAGUACUUUGACGAGAAGAUCGUCCCCAUCCUGAAGAAGAAGCUGCCGGGGACGGACCUGUCCUGCCGCCUCAUCGGCUCUGCACCAGUGGCCGGUCCGUCCACGUCGCUGACCACCAUGUCUCUGCUGGCCAAGAACACGCCGUCGCGCUCGGAGAUGACCAAGGUGCAGCAGCAGGUGAAGGUGAACGGGGCGUCCAUGACGGUGCUGCGGCGGGAGAUGCAGGAGAUCCGGGUGAAGCAGCUGGAGCAGCAGAAGCAGCUGCAGGACCAGGAGCAGAAGCUGCUGGAGCAGAGUCAGGUGAUCGGCGAGCAGAACGCCCGGCUGGCCGAGCUGGAGCACAAGCUCCGUGACCUCCUGGACAGCAGCGCCGCCGCCAUCGGCGGAGCCCGGCCCGGCACGGCGGCGGCCAACGCCUCCAAACCCGGAGGCCCCGCCGCGCCCCCCGCCGCCGCAGCAGCAGGCACGUCCACGGCGGCGCUGGCGGGCGACGGCGGCGCCAGGGCGUCGCCCAGGGAGCCGGAGGACGACGGCGGCCCGUCCCUGAAGCGCAGCAGAAAGGGCUCGGACCUCCCGCGACAGUCCAAGCGGCUGCGCAGCAAGAAAUGAGACUCCGGAGGAACUUUUUCUUUUGGUUUCCAGGUCUGACUGAUCACACGUUUAACCCCACGCCCCCCCGCCCCCGGCCCCGGCCCCCGGCCCCGCCCCCGGCACGCAGACCCUCCUGUGGCGAGUCCACGGCUCCCACCGGACUCUGCUCAUCUCUGCUGUUCUUCUGGAUCCUCCCCUCAGCAGGUUGCACCAAAAACAUCCCCACAAUUUUACACCAAACAAGCCAAGCCUCUCCCUCAGAGCCCGGGCCGCCGGCUCAGACACCGCUCUCUGCAACACAUCCUCGUCCCUGAGCGCUGAUGUUUGGCAGGAGGGCCGUGUGCCGCUGACUCGGGUAGAAGGAAGACGUCCGGCUGGGCUGGCACCGGUUCUGCAGCGCUCCGGGUCUGCAUGCAGCUUUUAAUGACGAGGAUCAUGCAUCCGCAUUCACCCCGGCGCGUACGCCGCUUGUCGAGGGCUGUUGGUGGAAACAGAAACAGAAAGAAGCUCACACUCCUGAGCCGAGGGACGGGAAGGGCAGAGUUGGGGUCCCACGGGUCAGAAUGAAGGGCUUCGGCACCGGCUGGGCGGCCUCUGAACCCGGCGGGGCCUUUGAAAGCACCAGUUUGCACCGACAGCAGCAUCACACCAGUGUUUUUAGUCUUUACUUACUGGUUUUUUCCCAGCGCUUUAAACCACACGUCCCCUGCGCUAAGCUGGGUUGCAGAUUCCUCCUGCAGGCUUCAUCCCGCUCCACUUCCAGCUGUAUGAAAGUCAGACUGUGGUCGCAUAUCAAAGUGAUACCAAGCACAACCAAGUCAGCAUCUCCAUGUUGUUUUCGUUGUAGUUUCCACCGUUGUCACGGUGCAUGUGUGUGUUAUUUUCUUGUGGACGAUCACUUGAUAUGCUGCUUGGCCAAUCCGAGCAGGGUGGAGGUGCGGAGGCUGAAAGGUGUGGUUGAAGGCGCUGGAGAAGCAGAGCUUCCCCUUUCAUUUAUUUAUUUUCUCCAGCUCCAGACGUGACGAUGUGAAGGUGCUGGGUCUCCUGGGCCCAGGGAAUCAGUGGAAACAGAAAAAAAAUAGAUACACCAUGUAAUAAAUCAUAAGCAAUGUCAUUUUUGUUUCAAGACGCGCCUUUUGUUUUUCCUCCAAAUAUCAGUUUUAGCGAUAUCAAAUGAGCGUCGGCGUGGCGUCAUUGUUGUCACAGCAGCAUUAAAAGUGCACACUCAGACCCGCAGCAGGUGUAGCUGGUUCGCAGCGACGGCGGAAGGACCCGUUUCCUGUUUCAUCACCCCUUCUUCUACAAACGUGUCCUUUGCCUUGUGUUUCGCUGUGAAAUCAUAGUGUGGCUGCACUUUUCUUUUUUUUUUUUUCUUUCUUUGUUUGAAGCAUUUCUGUCGUUUGGAUGACCCUGCCCACCCACAGCAUGAACUUUGGAAACUGCACUUGUGUGUGUGUGUGUGAUCGUUAACACUGCAGCAGAACAUGCGACAUUAUCUAGUGGCUUCAUCUGAGAGGCGUUGUACUGUAAUCUUCAUGUACUUAAAGCUGUAGAUUGUUAAUUAUUUCAUGUAUGUAAACAAAGAAACUAUGUUUGGA